Molecule: messenger RNA, 1044 nt
Organism: Linnemannia hyalina
Lineage: Eukaryota; Fungi; Mortierellomycota; Mortierellomycetes; Mortierellales; Mortierellaceae
Source: the annotation of a GenBank genome assembly
AUGGCCUCAAUACACACCGACAGUGCCCCCGUUGGCAACCCCCAGGCAGCCGGCAUCAUCUACGUCCAAGGCGUGCCCACUCCAGAAACCCGACUGACCCUCGGCGGAGCCAUCUCCGUCUCUCCCAUGGCUAUCGGCACUUGGGCAUGGGGUGACCCUGUCUGGAAUUACAAGCCAGAGAUGUUUGAUGACAUUGCUGCGACGUGGGAUACGCUCCAGGCCGAACACUCAGGUAUCAACUUUUUCGACACAGCCGAGGUCUACGGCAAAGGUGAAUCGGAAAACAUCAUUGGUAGACUGCUCAAGAAGAACCGGCAGGAGGGAAAGCCCCUUCCUAUUAUCGCCACCAAGUUCAUUCCUUACCCUUGGAAAUGGAGCUACCCAAGCUCCCUCUUGGGCGCCCUCAAGGGAUCGAUCGAGAGACUCGGCGUCGAUGUCGUUGACCUGUACCAGAUCCAUGGCCCUAUCCACCUUCGCAGCAUCGAAGUCGUUGCCGAUGCUCUUGCCGAGGCUGUCAAGCUAGGACUUGUCAAGUCUGUUGGUGUCUCGAACUAUUCCAUCGACCAGAUGGUGCGCAUGCACGCCGCUUUGGCCAAACACGGCAUCCAAUUGGCCACGAACCAGGUCGAGUUCUCAUUGCUCCGUCGCUACCCUGAAACAUCAGGUAUGAUCGCCAAGUGCCACGAACUCGGCGUUGCCGUUCUGGCAUACUCGCCCUUGGGCAUGGGUCGACUCACUGGAAAGUACACCGCCGAGAACCCUCCUCCCUCGGGCCGCAGGUUCUCGAACUACCCUAUGACUGAGUUGACUCCCUUACUGGCUGUCAUCGAGAAGAUUGCCAAGGAGCAUGAUGUCCCAAUGAGUGCUGUCGCUCUCAACUACACCAUUGCCAAGGGCGCCAUUCCUCUGGGAGGAGCCAGAAACCCUGAUCAAGCUCGCCAGAACGUCAAGGCUUUCGGUUGGAGACUCUCGGACAAGGAGGUCGAGGAACUCGAUGGCGUUGCACUCAUCGGUGACAAGGGUAUGUUCUGGCAGCAUGGAUAA